This is a messenger RNA of Linum trigynum, 3755 nucleotides long. The record is from the annotation of a GenBank genome assembly. NCBI's taxonomy places the organism in Eukaryota, Viridiplantae, Streptophyta, Magnoliopsida, Malpighiales, Linaceae.
UAUACCGUAUGAGUCUCAUUUCUGGUGUUUUAGGCUGAUUUCACGAUAGGUUGUUCUUGCUUGUGAUAUUUCAGGUCCUAGUACGUGAAGGAAGGUUUGGGCACGAGUUCGGGGUCGAUUGGACGAAUUUGGGACGUUUGACGAAAAGCUGAGGAAACCACACGGGCUUACCUAAAUUCCACACGGCCGUGUGGAACUCCUUUGCGCGGGCAAAGCUACAUUGGCCGUGUAAGGGCCCUUUUUGGCUGUGUGGGAUUUCCAGAGAGUUCACACGGGAAGACCUAAAUUCCACACGAUCGUGGUUUUGGCCAUGAAGCGUACCUGGAGUCACUAAAUCGAACGCGGCGUUUUGGAGAGCCACACGGGCAGCUGGGGACUUCACACGGCCGUGUGAUCGGGCAUAACUGUUUUUUUAACCCAAUUCCGGGUCUUUGAAGAGGGGGACGAUUUUCCAGAGCAAAAAUAGAGUCCUAGAGAGAGAAAAGUGCGAAGAACAAACCCUAGGAGUGAUUUUGGAGCUGGUUUCAUCAAUCAAGCUUGGAUUUCAUCCUUGGAGUGAAGAUUAACAUCCCAGAGCAUAUUCUUCCCAUUGAUAUGAGUAUGACUAUUUUGUAUUGUGUUUUCCUCUCUCUCUCUCUCUCUCUCUCUCUCUCUAUGGAGUAUAACUCUCUCUCUCUCACUUGGGUAUGAAGAACCCUAGUUCCAUGUGUUAGGGAUAUUGAUUGUAAUGACUUUUGGAUUGGUAUAUUGUGCGAUUAUAAUCGAUUGAUGCGUGAUUCAUUGAGUCAAUUGAAGGCUGAUCAACUUUUCUUGAUUUAUGCUGCAACGUGAGAUAGGUAGAAUAUGAUUAGGUUGUUAGAGCUUCUUCAAUCGGUAGUAGUGUAUCGAUUAUACGAGAGUUAGUCGAUUCACUGCUUUGUAAUGGAAUCCAAUUCCAGUAGUGGAGUUCUGUGUUAAUUGCCUCAACGUUUUAUCCCGGUGAAGACUAGUCGUCUGUCGGGUAGUUUGUCUGAGAGGGCUUGGUCAGCUUAAGAGAUUCCAAGCUAUUAUCGGAUCUUCGGCAGUUUAAUCAACAGUAAAUCAACCAAAGGAAAUUACAAUUUUGACCUAACUAAGGAGCUAGGGGACUCAUUCCCGAGUGACUCUUCCCUUGUUUAAGAACUUCGAACCAUUUCCUACUUUCUUACUGCUUUUGUUUCAAUCACUCUCACUACACUUACUCCCACUAGAUAACAGGUAGUCACAGAGUAGGCAGUAGAUAGACCCCGGGUUGAUAAAUUGAACUUGCCACUAUUCUGCAUUUUCAUUCUGCGUGUCAAGUUUUAGCGUGUCAAGUUUUUGGCGCCGUUGCCGGGGACCUCUAGUUUAUUGUAGAAACGUGAAAGUCUGUUACUUUAGCAUUUAAUUUUAUGCAUCCUAUCUUUUGCACCCUUGCUUUUCACUUGGGUAUUUUGUUUUUGUUGGUGCAGAUCUGAUACAUGGAUCCUCAUGGCUUCUCCAACCAUUGGGGGUAUCCACCACCACCCGAGUGGUAUUACCCCGAGACUUCUUGGAGCAACCAAGGAGGAGAAGACUGCGGAGUCAGGUUUCAGUACCAACCCUCCUACUACGAAGAACAAUCAGACCCCUGGGUAUUUCAAGAACAAUCUCAUUAUCAAGAAGCAUUCCUCCCACAACUAGAAGGGCCAUCAGAUCUUGAUUUAGCCACAGCCCUCAUGGGCCAUCCGGCAGAGCCAUGCUACACUCCACAGCCAGAUCCAAACUAUCACUUGAGGCUUCUCGUGGAGCAGAUUGCUCGAGUACCUGAGAGAUCCUUUCCCGAGAUGGAUCCUCAUAUCCAGGCCAUUGCCCAAACUGACUUCUCCUUUCCCUGUGAAACAGAGGAGACCCUUCGGAGCAUCAAGAAGCAAUUAGUGGUCAUUGAGAAAGCUUAUGCACAGUUUUCUCAAGACAACCUUUAUGCUAUCGUACAAGUAGAGGAGGAGGAAUAAGAAGGCAAUCAUGAGGAUGUUGAGGAGCAUACAGAGGUUGUCGCAGAAAGCUCCUAUGAUAAUCAUGAUCAAGUGUAUCCACUGGUGGUAGAUCACAAAUUUUCCCAUUUCCGCUCUGACAUGUUGGGCCCGGGCGAGGAGAUGGAAGAUGAUCUCAUUGAAGAAAUUACAUGGCGACUUGCUCUCCAAUCUGUGCUAGAACAAGAAGAAGAGCGAGAAAGGGUGAGGGAAGAAGUUGUGGAGGAUGAGGAAGAAAGCAAAGAAGAGGAAGUUCUUGAUCUUUUCCAAGGGGAGAGACCACAUUGUGAUGAAGGAAGGGGGGUUGAAGAAGCAAGUGGUGUAUAGGCCGAGGAUGAAGUAGAGGUGGAAGAGGCAUGCACCAGCCAUGAGUUACAUGUGAUAUCUCCACCAAACUUCGAGGAGCUGCUUGGCAAGGACCCAUUUGCAGUGUCUCUUUGCCAGACCAAGACCAAAUCAACAUAGAUCCUUCUUGGUGGAUGCGAUGGUGGUCAAUCGAUGGUAUCUUAUCUGUUUGGGGCAACGAGACAAGAGAAGAUGCGAAGGAGAGGUCUCGAGAGUGGAGACUUCAUCUUCCUCAAGGCCAUGAGCCAUCUUCGUCACCUAUCACAUCCCCUGCUCGUGACUUGAGACUCCACCUCAUUAAUGAGAACCUCAAUUUCUAAGAGGUUUUGUGGUGGACCAAGACUUAAGAGCCACCGUCCGGCUCAUGACGUAAAAGAAGCGCUUGUUGGGAGGCAACCCCACCACGGUUUGUUUUUAUUUUGUUUGUUUUCGGUUUCCACUUGGAACUUUGGUUUUUAUCACCCAGUGUGUUUUGAUGACUCUAGCUUUGUGGACUAUUCCAUCGUUCUGUCUGUCCCUGAUGACUGGUCCAUUUCCAGUCCCCCGUCAGUCUGUUUUCCCGGUAACAUCGUUCCCCUUAUCUUUCCCUCUGCUCCGUGUGUGUGUGUGUGUGUGUGUGUGUGUGUGUGUGUGUGUGUGUGUGUGUGUGUGUGUGUGUGUGUGCAGGGGGUGUUGAUCUAUUUUUGACUGCUAGAUGAGUUUGUGUGCUUGGAGCCUAGUCCACUGUCCAAUUUGAUGAAUUGAGGGCUCCAAGUAUUGUUCCCUACAAUACCCUGCUCAGUAUGCUUUGAAUUGACAGCCUUUAUGGUAAUAUGCAACCUAGGGAGGUAGUUGUAGCACUAUGAAGGAUGUUGAAGUAUAAGAUUUUUCCUAUCUAUUUCUCUGCUGUGUCGGUUGAUUUUGUGAACCAGUGGAUUUAGGACCGUUGAUUCAUGUGAUAUUGAUGACUCCUCUUAUGUUGUGUUGUGGACUCGUGUAUCGAAAAAGGUUCUCAAGUGUGAAAUGAAAAAGUAGUUGGUCCUCCAUGUCAAAAAUUUGAAAUUUUAAUACAUGGGGUAAGCCCAACGUGUGGCACCGCUCAUUGCACAAAAUCGGGUUUUGGAAGAGAUUUUAGUGAUCCUUGGUGGGGUAGGCCUACAAGGUGAAGCUAAGUUGUCUCUAGUACGAGUAAAAUUUUCACCGUUUGAACGGUUUGCCUACUCGAGGAUGUGUUUUUAAGGGCACGGAUAGAGCUUCCGACACCCCUUAAUUUCAUUGACCCUCCACACGAAGUGAGGAAUAAGAUUUAAAAGAAGUACUCUGGCAAGCGACGGAUGUAAAGAAAUUGCUCUUGCUCACCCAAUAAGGGCAGACCACGCAUAGAAACUGCAGUUGGAACUCCAGUAAAGUAAAACAAAAGAA